UUUUUCUGUUACUGUGAAGUUUUGCUGCCGAUGCUCGUGCUGGAGGUUCUGCCUACUCGCCUCUCUGGAUAGCCGCCGUGAAAAACGGAUAAAACGGGAAAGACAAGGAGGCACGGACUUUUAAGCGAGUGAACGGGGCCGGGAUAACGAGGCAUCAAAAGGCAGCGAGCUUACCGGGCCGUUAGUUUCGCGCACAUCGUCUUAAGUGCGCACGGGAGUGUUUACUGCGCCUCGGCAGCGCUCUGUAGGAGAGAGAGAGAGACACCGGAGGACCGGGUGAACGGCAGUUCAGCAUGGAUUACCAUCAUCAACAGCAGCAGCAUCAUCAACAGCACUACGAUGGGGGAGAGAACGACUACAGGCAGCAGGAAGAUGACUGGGACCGGGAUCUGCUGCUCGACCCCGCUUGGGAGAAACAGCAGCGAAAGACCUUUACUGCAUGGUGUAAUUCUCACUUACGAAAGGCAGGAACGCAGAUCGAAAACAUUGAGGAAGACUUUAGAGACGGCCUCAAACUCAUGCUGCUCUUAGAGGUCAUCUCAGGAGAGCGCUUGGCGAAACCAGAGAGAGGGAAAAUGAGGGUCCAUAAGAUCUCCAAUGUGAACAAAGCUCUGAACUUCAUUACCAGCAAAGGAGUGAAACUGGUUUCUAUUGGAGCAGAGGAGAUUGUUGAUGGAAAUGCUAAGAUGACUCUGGGAAUGAUCUGGACCAUCAUCCUCCGCUUCGCCAUCCAGGACAUCUCAGUGGAAGAGACGUCAGCUAAAGAAGGUCUUUUGCUGUGGUGCCAGAGGAAAACAGCUCCAUACAAAAAUGUCAACAUUCAGAAUUUCCACAUAAGCUGGAAGGAUGGAUUGGGAUUCUGUGCACUCAUUCACAGACAUCGCCCAGAGCUCAUUGAUUAUGGUAAACUGCGCAAGGAUGAUCCAAUGACUAACUUGAACACCGCCUUUGACGUAGCUGAGAAAUACCUGGACAUCCCUAAGAUGCUGGAUGCAGAAGAUAUUGUUAGUACGUUGCGUCCAGACGAAAAGGCCGUCAUGACAUACGUGUCAUGUUACUACCACGCUUUCUCAGGCAAACAGAAGGCCGAGACAGCAGCCAAUCGGAUCUGCAAAGUGUUGGCUGUCAAUCAAGAAAACGAGCAGCUGAUGGAGGACUAUGAGAAACUAGCCAGUGAUCUCUUGGAGUGGAUUCGCCGAACCAUCCCGUGGCUGGAGAACCGGGCUCCCGAGAACACCAUGCAGGCCAUGCAGCAGAAAUUGGAAGAUUUCCGGGACUAUCGCCGUCUUCACAAACCCCCUAAAGUUCAAGAGAAAUGUCAGCUGGAGAUCAACUUUAACACACUUCAAACCAAACUACGCCUCAGCAACCGGCCUGCAUUCAUGCCCUCAGAGGGAAAGAUGGUUUCGGACAUCUCCAAUGCUUGGGGGGGUUUGGAAGGAGCAGAAAAGGGUUAUGAGGAAUGGCUACUAAAUGAGAUACGCAGACUUGAGAGACUUGACCAUCUCGCAGAGAAAUUUCGCCAAAAAGCUGCCAUCCAUGAGGCCUGGACUGAUGGCAAGGAGGAGAUGUUGCAGCAUAAAGACUUUGAGACGGCAACCUUGUCUGAGAUCAAAGCUCUGCUGAAGAAGCAUGAAGCAUUUGAGAGCGACCUCGCGGCUCAUCAGGACAGAGUGGAGCAGAUCGCUGCCAUCGCACAGGAGCUCAAUGAGUUGGAGUACUAUGACUCUCCCAGUGUAAAUGCGCGCUGUCAACGGAUCUGUGAUCAGUGGGAUUUACUGGGAGUUUUGACUCAGAAACGCAGUGAGUCCUUGCAGAGGACUGAAAAGCUGCUGGAAACAAUUGAUCAACUGUACCUUGAGUUUGCCAAAAGGGCGGCGCCCUUUAACAACUGGAUGGAGGGAGCCAUGGAAGACCUGCAGGACACUUUUAUUGUUCACACAAUUGAGGAGAUACAGGGUCUCAGCACAGCCCAUGAGCAGUUUAAAGCCACGCUGCCCGAGGCGGAUAAGGAAAGACUGUCCAUCCUCGGCAUCCAAAAUGAAAUUGCUAAAAUUGUACAAACAUACCACGUCAACAUGGCUGGCACCAACCCGUACACCACUAUCGACCCCCAGGAGAUCAACACCAAAUGGGAAAAGGUGAGGCAGUUAGUACCCCAGAGAGAUCAGGCCCUGAUAGAGGAACAUGCCCGUCAGCAGAAUAAUGAGAGACUGCGUAGACAAUUUGCCAAUCAGGCCAACGUCAUCGGGCCCUGGAUUCAGACCAAGAUGGAGGAAAUCGGCCGGAUCUCGAUCGAAAUGCACGGCACCCUGGAAGAUCAGCUGACUCACCUGCGGCAGUACGAGAAGAGCAUCGUAAACUACAAACCAAAGAUCGACCAGCUUGAGGGAGACCACCAACAAAUACAAGAAGCACUUAUUUUUGACAACAAACACACAAACUAUACCAUGGAGCACAUCCGAGUUGGUUGGGAGCAGCUUCUCACCACCAUUGCUCGGACCAUUAAUGAGAUCGAGAACCAGAUUCUGACCCGUGACGCCAAAGGCAUCAGCCAGGACCAAAUGAAUGAGUUCAGAGCCUCGUUUAACCACUUCGACCGAGAUCACUCUGGCACGCUGGGCGCUGAGGAAUUCAAAGCCUGCCUUAUCAGUCUGGGCUUCGAUAUCGGGAACGACGCACAGAAGAGAACAGGCAUGAUGGAUGCAGAAGACUUCCGAGCCUGCCUCAUCUCCAUGGGUUAUAAUAUGGGAGAGGCGGAGUUUGCUCGCAUCAUGAGCAUCGUGGAUCCUAACAGACUGGGAGUGGUCACAUUCCAGGCUUUCAUAGACUUUAUGUCUCGUGAGACGGCCGACACAGACACUGCUGAUCAGGUCAUGGCAUCAUUUAAAGUCCUUGCUGGAGACAAGAACUAUAUUCUGGCGGAUGAGCUGAGGCGUGAACUCCCCCCUGACCAGGCUGAAUACUGCAUCGCCCGCAUGUCGCCUUACACCGGCCCCGAUGCCGUCCCGGGAGCUCUCGACUAUAUGUCCUUCUCCACUGCCCUGUAUGGGGAGAGUGACCUCUGAAUUAUGACCUUUGAAUGUGGGAUCAAGCUGCCUUCUGAUACAAACACAGAAAAAUAAAAAACAUGCAUAUUCAUACACAAACAUAGCUCGCACACAAUGAGAAUAGAAGUGGUUCUUCAGUGCUGCUCUAGCACCAAGCAGAGAAGCAGAACUGGUCCCAGAUCAGCCAAUCAGAGCAUUUUCCAUAAGUAAUGCUCAACUUUUUGUCAUUUUAUAUUCAGCCCAGCCCUUUCCUGUUUGCCAUAUACAACUUCCUGCUUUCUUCAGCCACGUUUAUAAAGUGUGUUUUGUCUAUAUUGAGGAUUGUUAAUCCAGAAAGGUUAAAUCUCACUGUCAGUGCUUGAGUCACAAAGAUUCAUUUAAAGAGCUGUGACCUCUGACCCCUGUGAAUCAGCAUGACCAUAUGGUUCUGAUUGAUCUGCUUUUUUCUUAGAAAUGCUUGUAGUUCAUGAAGGCAAUUGAGAUUUCAUAAACAGACCUUCCCUUUUCUGCUUCCAGGCACAACAUUGAAAACUUUCCCUGGGAGGAAUGUUUUCUGUAUUUUUACUUUUUAUUUCAUUUUGUUUGUUUUUCCUCUUCAUAAAGGAAUAAAGUUAACAUAUUUUAUUAUACUGAACAGAAAAAGUAUUUUUCUUCACCUGAUGAAAAAACUUUAAAAAAGUAAGAAAUUUUAAAAUAAAGAAACAAUCACAA
Misgurnus anguillicaudatus (oriental weatherfish) is the source of this 3761-nucleotide messenger RNA. The record is from RefSeq and is a predicted model, not a curated record. NCBI's taxonomy places the organism in Eukaryota, Metazoa, Chordata, Actinopteri, Cypriniformes, Cobitidae.